AUAAAUACCCUGGAAAUUGGGUAACCCUAGAAUCUCCGAAGUCCAUUGCGCUGCCCCUGCAAAAUUUCUGUUCCAUCUUCUCUACCCUUCCUUGUUUCAGGUUCACUCUUUGAGCUUCAGCUUCUUCUUCUUCUUCUUCUUCUUCUUCUUCUUGUUGGUUCUGGGCAGACUUAAUUCUGUCUACUUCAGAACAGUGACACAUAGUAGGCAGAACCUUUUUCAGCUGUAGGCCAAACAUUUGAUUGAAUUGGAAGGGUUUGGUUCUGCUAAUCUUGGGGCUUGUAAUGGCAAAUGAUAAUCUAAUCAUUGGGCAGAGUCGUGAUUUUCCGUUGAGUCAGAAUCCACAGCUGGGACUGGGGCAUGAUCACAGUAUGAUUAUGGGCCAAAGUCAUAAUUUUGCACUGGGACAAACCCAUGAUCAGGAUUUGGAAGUAGGGCAUGGUACUAAUGAUGAUAAGCAGGGUCUUAGAGAUGCCCAUGAGCAUGGAUUAGCUUAUGACCAGACAAACGAACAUGUGAUAGCUCUACAAGAUAUACAGAAUCUUGAAGAAGAAGAAGCUUUGGGGUUGGAUCAGGAUAAUGAUCUUGAACCCGAUCAAGAGAAUAUUGAUGUUAACAGCCAUGAUAGUGAUCUUGGUCUUAGCGUGGUGAAUCACGAGUUGGGUUUGAUGGAUAGUCAUGAAUUGGCUGUUGCGGAGAACCAUGAUCUUUCUGAAAAUUUAGAUUUAGAGAUGGAUCAAAAUCAGCACAUGAGUAUUCUACCUGUCUCAGGCAUGUCAUUGGAGCAGUCUGAGAGUAUGGAUAGUCCUCCUGUUCUUCAGUGUCGAGCGCUAGCUAAUUCUAAUCACCAGCUGGCUGUUGGGCAAGAGUUUCCUGAUGUCCAGAGCUGUCGAAGGGCACUUAGAGAUGCAGCUAUUGCGCUUCACUUUGAGAUACAGACAGUCAAGUCUGAUAAAACUCGUUUCACUGCCAAAUGUGCAAGUGAAGGAUGCUCUUGGCGAAUUCAUGCUGCAAAGCUUCCAGGUGUACCUACCUUCUCAAUAAGGACCAUUCAUGAAGAACACACUUGUCGUGGAAUCACCCAUCUUGGUCAUCAGCAAGCCUCCGUCCAGUGGGUGGCAAAUACUGUGGAACAACGCUUGAGGGAAAAUCCUAAUUGCAAGCCAAAAGAGAUACUAGAAGAGAUCCACCGCGUUCAUGGGAUUGCGUUAACAUAUAAGCAGGCAUGGAGGGGGAAGGAACGGCUCAUGGCUGCUGUUCGUGGAUCUUUUGAAGAAGAUUAUCGCCUCCUUCCUCAAUAUUGUGAACAGAUCAGAAGGACCAAUCCAGGAAGUAUUGCCCAGGUUUAUGGGAAUCCUGAUGAUAACUCCUUCCAACGUCUAUUUGUAUCAUUACAUGCAUCAAUAUAUGGAUUUUUGAAUGCAUGUCGGCCUCUUCUUGGACUUGAUAGAGUUCCUCUGAAAAGCAAGUAUCUUGGGACUUUGCUUUUUGCCACUGGAUUUGAUGGAGAGGGAGCUUUAUUUCCAUUGGCAUUUGGAGUGGUGGAUGAAGAGAACGAUGAGAAUUGGAUGUGGUUCCUCUCCGAGAUUCGGGUCCUACUAGAAAAUUAUGCAGAGUACAUGCCAAGGCUUACAAUUUUGUCUGAUAGGCGGCAGGGUAUUGUUGAUGGAGUGGAAGCAAACUUCCCAACUGCUUUUCAUGGGUUUUGUUUGCAGCAUUUAAGCGACAGUUUACGGAAGGAAUUUAAUAGUACUCCGCUUGUUAAUCUUCUAUGGGAGGCUGCUUAUGCUCUUACUCACUUUGAAUGUGAACAAAAAAUUAUGGAAAUUGAAGAGAUCUCUCCGGAAGCAGCCCAAUGGAUUAGACAAAUUGCACCAACGUUGUGGGCAACAGCAUAUUUUGAGGGUACAAGGUUUGGACAGUUGACGGCUAAUUGGGCCGAAUCUUUAAAUUCUUGGAUAGCAGAGGCAUCUGGGCUUCCAAUAAUUCAGUUGAUGGAGUGUAUCCGACGGCAUCUGAUGACUUGGUUCAAUGAGCGUCGUGAAAUGAGCAUGCAGUGGACAAACAUACUUGUUCCUUCUGCUGAAAGCUCUGUGACAAAGGCAGUUGAGCUUUCUCACCCAUUCAAUGCUUUCCGUGGAAAUGAUGCUGAUUUCGAAGUUAGGUUCCCUGAAGGAUCACAUAUAGUGGAUAUUCGUAACCGUAGAUGUACAUGUAAUGGAUGGCAGUUCUGUGGGUUGCCAUGUUCUCAUGCCGUGGCAGCUCUCCGCUCUUGUGGGCAGAAUGUGUUUCGGUUCACUGAAAGUUGUUUCACUGUGACAAAUUAUCGCAAAGCCUACUCGGAGACAAUACAUCCUAUUCCAGACAGAACUCUUUGGAAGGAGAUGGCUGGAUUUGAAGAUGAAGCCAAUGGAAGUUUAUGGGUCACGAUUAACCCACCAAAGUCGCUUCGGCCACCUAGCCGACCAAGGAAAAGGCGAAUUCGCGCAGAAGAUGCUGGUCGUGCUAAACGAGUGGUGCAUUGCAGCCGCUGCAAUCAGACUGGACAUUUUCGAACAACUUGUUCAGCUCCCAUAUAGUUCCUCGAUACUGUGCAAAGAAGAUAUACACUUUUCUAAUUUAAAUUUCUUUUUCUUUUUCUUUUUCAUUUUCUUUUUUGGAUUUUCUCUCUUGAUUUGUAUUCUUUUCUGUGUUCAUAGAGUUAAAUCAGAGAUCUUAGGCAUUUGACAUUCGCAUUAUCAUUGUUCAGUAAGACAGUAACUUUGUUUCAGGUCUUAAAGAUAAGGUUUUAGUUCAA
This is a messenger RNA of Rosa rugosa (rugosa rose), 2797 nucleotides long. RefSeq lists its product as uncharacterized. Lineage: Eukaryota; Viridiplantae; Streptophyta; Magnoliopsida; Rosales; Rosaceae. The coding region runs from base 285 to 2579 and encodes 764 amino acids. The transcript has 3 exons. Gene Ontology annotation, molecular function: zinc ion binding. The record is from RefSeq and is a predicted model, not a curated record.